AUGUUCGAACCAAUUCGAGGCGGCACUCGCGGUGGACAGGCUGAAUUCAAGUGGUCGGACGUCUCUGCAGACAAGGACAGAGAGAAUUAUCUAGGACACAGUAUCAAUGCGCCAACUGGACGUUGGCAGAAAAACAAGGAUGUGCACUGGUACAACAGAGACGUCUCAAAUUCAGAGGCAGAGAGACUAGAGGAAAUAAGAAAAGUAAAGGAAGCCGAGGCCGAGGCCCUCUCUGUUGCUCUUGGUUUCGCUCCAAAUGCCAAAGGUGCUGUCGCAAAAGAUGAGCCUACUCCUUCAACUUCAAAGCCCGUUGAGAAUGCUACCUCCCCCGAUCAAACCGCGUUGGACAAGGAAGAAAGACGGCGUAGAAAGGCUGAACGGAAAGAGGAGAAGAAGGCAAAGAAAGAACUGCGUCGUCUAGAACGACAAGAGAGGCACACCAGCGUCGACACCCGAAGGAGAAGGGAACACUCCAGCUCUCGUUCAAGAUCGCCUCGCACCCGUUCUCGGGAACGAAGAGACUAUGAUGAUCGUUACCCUCGACGUCGAAGCAGAUCACCUGCAACACCACCUUAUCGUGAUCAGUAUCGAAUAUCACCAGAAAAGUAUGAUGAUAUAUCCCGGGAGAGGGAAAGGGACCGGGACCGUCGAAGAUGGGAUGCCAACUCGAGAAGAAACGAGCCAGGCGCCAGAUGGGGACGAGAGUGA
Molecule: messenger RNA, 708 nt
Organism: Desarmillaria tabescens
Lineage: Eukaryota; Fungi; Basidiomycota; Agaricomycetes; Agaricales; Physalacriaceae
Product: kinase phosphorylation protein-domain-containing protein
Exons: 3
Coding region: 1-708 (235 amino acids)
Source: RefSeq, a predicted model, not a curated record